UAUAUUGUACGAAAUUAGAAUUUCUUACAUUUAUCUGCAUUACAUGUACAUUCAUCUGAGUUGACCACUAGUCAUUUUUUCUAGUAGAUGUCUUAUUAAAGGCACGCACUAGUCAAUCUUAUUACUAAAAAUUAUCAACGAAAUCAUCCAAUUGUGUCCUCAGGUGGAUUUACUGUAGCUUAAAUGCAGAACAAUGCUAUAAAUACAUGUCCCGUUUUCAAUGCAUAAUAGCAAUAGGGCUGAAACUGGUUUCAUUCAAACUUGAAUAAUGAUGGCCCAACUAGUUAUAGGAAAAAUCCAUCUAAAAACAUACAAAAGACACUCGAAAUUUCACACAAAAAUCAUCUCUAGUCACAUCAUUCACUCGUGAGACUUCAUUCAGUUACAGUCGUAAUUUAACGCAGUUCAGCAAGAUGUCUGGAAAAAAGUUAAAUUCAGUGCAAGAGUUCUAUAAUGAUAAGACAAUUUUUAUUACGGGUGGAAGUGGAUAUAUGGGAAAAGUGUUGAUUGAAAAAUUGCUGUACUCAUGUUCGGAUCUUAAACAAAUAAUCAUGCUGAUGCGUAAUAAAAGAGGCAAAACUGCCCGAAUGCGCAUAAAUGAAUUUGAAUCAUUGCCUAUGUUCGAGAGAAUAAUGAAUGAGAAGCCAGAGGUGAUGAACAAAAUUUAUCCAGUAUGGGGAGACAUUUCUGAGCCAAAUUUUGGAUUGAGUGCUGAACAUAUGAAGCAUGUUAUUGAAAAUACAAACAUUGUUUUUCAUUUAGCGGCUUCUUUGAAGCUUGAAGCUCCACUCAAGACAAAUGUAACCAUGAAUUUGGAAUCAGUUAAGCAAAUGUGUGACAUAGCUAAGCAGAUGAAAAAUCUAUUGAUUAUGAUUCACACGUCGACAGCUUUUUGCAUUGUUGAGCAUGAAGUUGUGGAAGAAAAGGUUUAUGAUGUCAAUGAAGAUCCACUUUAUGUUAUUGAAAGUACAAAGCGAAUGUCAUCGGAAGAACUUGCAUUGAUACAAAAGCAAAAACUUGGAAAGCAUCUUAAUACCUAUACCUAUACCAAGCGUCUUUCUGAAGUUUUAGUCCGCAAUGAAUAUAAAAGCAGCAAUUUACCAGUCUGUAUUGUCCGUCCAAGUAUGGUUAGUCCAGCUCUUGCUGAACCACUUCCUGGAUGGGUUGAUAGCUUGAAUGGAUCACCCGGAGUAAUAAUUGCAGGUGGACGAGGCGUUUUGAGAUGCAUGUUGAUGGAUAUGAAUUCCACUAAGAACUUCAUACCUGUUGACACUUGUAUGAAUGGCUAUAUUUUGAUUGCAAAGGAUCUUGGAAGUGCAAAAGAAAGGUCAAAAGACAUUAAGGUCUAUAAUCUCACAGCUGAUGAAUCAAAUACAAUCACACUUGGAAAAUUCUUUGAAAUUGUUGAUAAUAUGAAGAAAACUUGUCCUUUAUCAUUUGGUGUUUGGUAUCCGAAUGUUACGAUAACACAAAACAAGCUACUUUAUUACUUCAGCAUCAUUAUGUUUCAAUGGAUUCCAGCAAUACUGAUUGACUUUCUUUUGAUGAUUUGUGGACAGAAGAGAUUUAUGAUUAAGGUUCAAAAGAAGUUAUUCACUGGUAUGGAUGUGCUUAGAUGCUUUUUAUUAUACAACUGGAUAUUUAGGACAUCAAACUUUGGAGAUCUGAUGAAAACACAAUCGGAAGAAGAAUAUAAAACGUUUUUCAUCGACACAAAAAAAAUAGACCCUGUGAAUUACUUUGAAUCUGGUGUGAUUGGAGGUCGAGUAUAUAUCGGAAAAGAUCCUAUUUCAACUAUACCAAGAGCUAGAAUCCUCUAUAGAAUACAAUAUGCUGUUCAUUUACUAGCUCAUGCACUGUUCUUCUACUGGUUAAUAAAGAAGGUCUUAAUUUCAACAAAUCUGAUGGAUCCAUUCCUGGGAUUCAUGAACAACUCACAAGGAUAUGUUGCAAGCAAAUUUUAAGAUUUUAUCCUACUUGAUAUUAUUGAGUUUAUGAUGCUUUUGUUUUCUGGUGUGGAAUAAUAUAAGUUUUAUGCUCAAUCAUUUUAAUUUUAAAAACAUUGUUA
This is a messenger RNA of Chironomus riparius, 2068 nucleotides long. The record is from the annotation of a GenBank genome assembly. NCBI's taxonomy places the organism in Eukaryota, Metazoa, Arthropoda, Insecta, Diptera, Chironomidae.